This is a messenger RNA of Mytilus trossulus (common blue mussel), 507 nucleotides long. RefSeq names its product perlucin-like protein. Bases 1 to 507 code for a protein of 168 amino acids. The record is from RefSeq and is a predicted model, not a curated record. The transcript is spliced from 5 exons. Lineage: Eukaryota; Metazoa; Mollusca; Bivalvia; Mytilida; Mytilidae.
AUGUCUCCUGUUUUGAUGAAACUUUUUGUACUUGCAGUUGUAGGAACUGUUGUAUUAUGCACAUGUCCAAAUGGAUGGAACCAUUAUGAAGAUAAAUGUUUCUUUCUAAGCAGGGACAAUGAGACAUUUGGCAAUUCACUGAUGCUAUGUGAAGUGAUUGGUCGUCAGUAUGGAAGAUCUGCCUCUUUGGCCACUGUUGAUGACGCUAAAACACAACAGUUUCUUACAGAUUUAAUGAUCAAAAUAAAUUCCAUUGGAAUGUACAUAGGAUUAAAUGAUCUUGUUACUGAAGGGGAAUUUCACUGGAUAGCUAACGGCAAGCAGGCAACGUACUUUAACUGGGGACCUACCCAGCCAAACAAUAGAGGGGGAAACGAGAACUGUGUAGCUAUGAGAGUUGAUCCAGUGAUAGGUUUCAAUUAUUCUUGGACAGAUGGUCCUUGCACAGUACCAACCACAUACAUUUGUGAAAUGGUGGCAGCAGAUAUUGGAAAUCUCCUCGGAUAG